This is a messenger RNA of Anolis sagrei ordinatus, 3899 nucleotides long. It is a transcript of the gene DHX30, whose product is annotated as DExH-box helicase 30. The record is from RefSeq and is a predicted model, not a curated record. Gene Ontology annotation, molecular function: helicase activity; RNA binding; ATP binding. Gene Ontology annotation, cellular component: intracellular anatomical structure; nucleus. Lineage: Eukaryota; Metazoa; Chordata; Lepidosauria; Squamata; Anolidae.
AGGGAAAAACCGGAAAUGGGAGCAGAGGCUGCCGGGAAGUGUAGUUCGGGGUUGCUGUGAGGGGGAGAGAAAAGGAAUCAGCGGGCCGGCGAGACAGAGAGAGAGAGAGAGAGAGAGGGAAGGAAGGCAGGAAGGCGGAGGCCGCGCACAGGCAGGGAGGCAGCCUCACCUCGCCGACCAGGAGCCCGAGGGAGAGGCCUCAUGGAACUGUACUCUUUUCCUCUGCCAGAGAUGUUCUCCCUGAAUUCAUGUAGAAGAGAUAGGACAAUGCAAGUGGAAUCAAGAGAUUUGUUGAAGGAAUUUCCCCAGCCUAAAAAUUUGCUCAACAGCGUCAUUGGAAGAGCCCUUGGUAUCUCCCAUGCAAGGGAGAAGCUGGUCUACAUCCAUACCAAUGGGCCACGGAAAAAGAAAGUCACGCUGCUCAUCAAGUGGCCAAAGAAUGUGGAGGUGGAAGGCUAUGGGACCAAGAAGAUUGAUGCCGAACGGCAGGCUGCAGCAGCCGCUUGCCAGCUCUUCAAGGGCUGGGGUUUGUUGGGGCCCAGGAACGAGCUCUUUGAUGCCGCCAGGUACCGCAUUCUUGCUGAGCAGCUGGGCUGCCCUGAAGAGAGGUGGUGCCCUGAGGGCCGCUGGCGCUCCAAGUCCGGCCCUUCGCUGGCCGACCUGUCCACCUGUUGGAGGCGGAUGGAGCCCGACGAACCCAUCCAGCCACUGGAGCACAGCCGGCUGCCGAAACCCAUCAGGAAGGAAGAGCUGGAGGAGGGGGAACUGGAGGAAGGUGAGCUGGAGGAGGGGGAGCUGGAGGAGGACACCAUCGACGUUUCCGACUACCUGUCCAUGACGCGUCCAGGGGCCCGCACCCCGCCCAGAGACGUCAGAGAUGGGUUUUCUAUUGAAAUGACAGAUGACACCACAGCCUUGCGGGCCUUGUCCCAAUUUCCUCUGCCCAAAAACCUCCUGGCUCAAGUGAUCCAGAUUGCCACUUCCUCAUCCACAGUCAAGGAGUACAUGCAGUUCCGGACGGUGGGCACCAAGACGAAGAUCUGCAAGCUGACGCUGCGCUGGCCCUGCCCCAUGACCUUUGCUGCCAAGGGACGCCGCAAGGUGGAGGCGGAGAACAAAGCAGCCGCUCUGGCCUGCCAGAAGCUGAAGAGUCUUGGUUUAGUGGACAAGAACAACAACCCUCUCAGCCAUGCCAUGUACAACAUGACUUCCCUCCGGGAACUGGGCGAGAACCAGAGGAAGCCCUGCCACAUCAAAGUCCCUGAGGCCACGCUGCGCAAGAUUGAGAACUACCUGAAUCACUUCCCUGUGGAUGCCCGAGAAUCCCGGCCGCGGCUGGCGGAUGACAUGAUGAACCUGAGCAAGGAGUCAGGCUCCCUGAGCGACGCCAUCACGGGCAAGACCUACUUCCCCAUGUCCGAGUCGGAAGAGGUGCGCCUCAGCCAGAACCUCCUGGCUCUCUGGAAGCGGAGGGGCUCCUCCUGGCAGGAGAGCCACGCACUUCCAGUGGACUCCCACCGGGACACUAUCCUCUCAGCCGUGGAGCAGAACCCCGUGGUGGUGAUUGCCGGGGACACAGGCUGCGGGAAGACCACCCGCAUCCCCCAGCUCAUGCUGGAGAACUACAUCCUGGACGGGCGGGGGGCCCAGUGCAACAUGAUCAUCACGCAGCCCCGCCGGAUCAGCGCUAUAUCCGUGGCCCAGCGGGUGGCCCAGGAGCUGGGCCCCAACAUGCGGAAGAACGUGGGCUACCAGGUGCGGCUGGAGAGCAAGCCCCCCGCCCGGGGAGGGGCCCUGCUCUUCUGCACGGUGGGCAUCCUCCUGCGCAAGCUGCAAGGCAACCCCCGGCUGGAGGGGGUCAGCCACGUGAUUGUGGACGAGGUCCACGAGAGGGACGUCAACACCGACUUCCUGCUCAUCCUGCUGAAGGGCGUCCAGAAGCAGAACCCCAACCUCCGGCUGGUGCUGAUGAGCGCCACGGGGGACAACCAGCGCUUCUCUCAGUACUUUGGGGACUGUCCUGUGGUCAAGGUCCCGGGCUUCAUGUACCCGGUCAAGGAGUAUUACCUGGAGGAGAUCAUGAACAUGCUGGGGCGCUACCGGCACCGGCACUAUGAGAUCAAGCAAUCAGACGAGGAGUGUGUCCUCGACCUGGAGCUGAUCACAGACCUUAUCCUUCAGAUCGAUACCCAUGGAGAACCAGGUGGCAUCCUUUGCUUCCUUCCUGGCUGGCAGGAGAUCAAAGGGGUCCAGCAGCGUCUCUUGGAGUCUCUGGGGUCUCACAACAGCCGCUACCUUGUCUUACCAGUUCAUUCCAACAUCCCCAUGAUGGACCAACAGAGCAUCUUCCCACGACCGCCGCCCGGGGUGCGGAAGAUUGUCCUGGCCACCAACAUUGCUGAGACCUCCAUCACCAUCAACGAUAUUGUGCACGUUGUGGACAGCGGGACCCACAAGGAGGAACGCUAUGACCUCAAGACCAAGGUGUCCUGCCUGGAGACGGUGUGGGUCUCCAAAUCGAAUGUUAUCCAGAGGCGAGGGCGCGCUGGCCGCUGCCAGUCAGGCUUUGCCUACCACCUUUUCCCCCGCAGCCGCCUGGACAGGAUGCCCACCUUCCAGGUUCCGGAAAUCCUCCGCACUCCCCUAGAAAACCUGGUGGUCCAGGCCAAGAUCCACAUGCCGGAGAAGACGGCGGUGGAAUUCCUCUCCAAAGCCCUGGACAGUCCGGACAUCAAAGCUGUGGACGAAGCGGUGAUCCUUUUGCAAGAGAUUGGUGUGCUGGACCACAGAGAAGGCUUGACCACACUCGGGAAGCGCCUGGCCCAGAUCUCCACGGACCCCCGGCUGGCCAAGGCCAUCGUGCUGGCCUCCAUCUACCGCUGCAUCCACCCGCUCCUGGUCAUCGUCUCCUGCCUCACCAGGGACCCCUUCAGCAGCAGCCUCCAGAACCGCACAGAGGUCGACAAGGCCAAGGCCAUUCUGAGCCGAGAGAGCGGCAGUGACCACCUGGCCUUCGUCCGAGCCGUUGCCGGGUGGGAGGACGUGCUCCGCCGCAGGGACAGCCGCGCCCGUGACAACUACCUGCAGGAUUAUCUCCUCUAUGCGCCCAGCCUGCGCUUUAUUAAUGGUCUGGUGAAACAGUUCUCCGAAAACCUCUACGAGGCCUACCUGGUGCCCACCCCCUCCGACUGCCUCUUGCCAUCGUCCGUCUGCAACCAGUACAGCGAAGAGGAGGAGCUGGUGAAGGGGGUCCUGAUGGCCGGGCUGUAUCCCAACCUCAUCCAGGUGAGGCAAGGCAAAGUGACCAGACAAGGCAAAUUCAAGCCCAACAGCUACACGUACCGGACCAAGGCUGGGACCGUCCUUCUGCACAAGUCCACCAUCAACAGAGAGGCCUCGAAGCUCUACAGCCGCUGGCUGACCUACUUCAUGGCGGUCAAAUCCAACGGAGGCGUCUUUGUGCGCGACUCGUCCCAGGUGCACCCGUUGGCUGUGCUGCUCAUGACGGACACAGACAUCCACGUGCGGGAUGACGGCUGGCGCGCGACCGUCUCCCUCGUGGACAGCGACCUCCUGGUGCUGGAGGGGGACUCCUACACCAUCCGGCUCCUGCGCGACUUCCGCGUGGCACUCUCCCGGAUGGUGGAGGCCUGCCUCUGCUACGAGAUGGCGGCCAUUCCCGGGGACCUCCACCACCAGCACAGCCAGCUCCUGGACAUCCUGGUGGACCUUCUCAAAGGGCCGCCUGGCAGCUUCGGAGCCUAGACUUGGGCAUUGCACCACCACCACCGCGGAGUAGAAGGAGGAGCAGCAGCACCUGGACAUGGGGACUUGUGUAAUUUGUACAAAACGCUGUUGACAAAUGUUUAUUUAAAUAAAGUUCUAUUUAUCCCUUGUGA